CCGGCUAAAUAGCGUCUCCACAGUAUUUCUGUCUUUUCACAUUUUGAACGAAUCAACAACAGGCCAGGGACGUUAAUCUGAGAAGAUGGACAAGGAUAUUCAAACAACUUUGUUGGAAAUAAGCAAAGAAUCGCUGGAUGAAUUGGUGGGGUUCGUCAAGGGCUACGCUGUGGUGCAUGGUAUCAUCACAUGCAGAGUGACGCCAGAAAGCCCAAACUUACCGGUGAUUUCUCCAUUUGCUAUGACCCUCCUGCCGUCGCCAUUCAAAAGGAACCUGUUUAUCCUUGCCAAUGAGUUACAGUCCGCGUAUAAUCUUAUGUACCACAGAAUUGCACAAGAUUACGACUUCCUCAAUGAAGCCUUUAGGGAAAUUAGGAAAUCUGACGAUUUUUUACAAAGACUCUUUGAAAUCUACGAAUUGGUGCGAAAUGAGAGUGGCGCGCCCCCUAUUAGCCUGGAGAUCAGUCGUUCAGAUUAUAUGGUCGAUGGGCCUAUCGGCUCCACCCAGAUGAUCAAGCAAAUCGAGUACAACACUAUCGCAUGUGGAAUGGUGGUGUUCGCUCCUGGGAUGUACGAUUGCCAUAGGUCGACACUGACAAAACUUCGAAAGGGAGAAUUAGUCAAAAACAUGCCUUCGAAUGGAGCACUGGUUGGUUGGGCUAGGAGUAUCGUAACAGCGUGGAAGAUGUAUGGAUCGGAGGAGGCAAUGUGUCUGAUGGUCGUGGAGCCGGUUGAAAGCAAUAUUUACGAGAUCAGGAGACUAGAGUACUGUCUUCAAGAGACAGAGCCGAAAAUCAGGGUGAAAAUGCUGACGCUGCGUGAGAUUAGUGAGAAAGCACAACUGACGGAUGAUCUGAGGCUUUUCAUAGAUGGAAUUGAGGUGGCUCUAGUGUAUUUCAGGACGGGAUACGUGCCGAAGUGCUAUCCUACCAAAAAGGAAUGGGAAGCCAGGACAAUGGUGGAGCGAUCCACGGCCAUCAAGUGUCCAACGGUUCAAUACCAGCUCGCAGGCUUUAAAAGGGUUCAGCAAAUACUGUGCGAGCCUGGCGUAGUCGAGAGGUACAUCAAAGACCCCGAUACUGCAGCAAAACUACGGAAAACCUUCGCCCGGCAAUAUUCAUUACAAGACGAUGAUGGAGACAGUGCCAUACAACUAGCCUUAACAAAUCCAGAAAAUUAUGUGUUGAAGCCACAGAGAGAAGGAGGAGGAAAUAACUUAUUCGAUGGAGAUAUUCCCAAAUGCUUAGCCAAGGUCAAGGGCACACCGACACAAAAUGAAUACAUUCUAAUGGAGCGAGUCAAACCAACUGCCUUCUCUGGCUCGAUAAUGCGGCCCGGUCGAGCUAUCAAUUCCGAGGAAUUGGUCAGCGAGUUAGGAAUUUUUGGAGUCCUCAUUAGCAAUGGUGACGAAAUAGUACAGAAUGAAGGAUUUGGUCAUGCCAUGCGAACGAACAGAGUAAACGCCACCGAAGUGGGGAUAAUGUCGGCUUUAGGCGGUGGAGUGGACUCUCCGUACCUCAUCGAUUGAUAACUUCAACACAAGCAGUGCAAUCAAAAAGGAAAUAAACAAAACUAAUCAACGAAGCUCGAUCAUACAUAGCGCUGAAAUAAGGAACAUGUUGCAUUCAGCCGAACUUGAAUGAUAUUUCUCACCCGCCAAGCAAUAAUAUCGCCUUGAUUGGGAGUAAGUGAACAUGUAACUGUGGCAACCCUCUGUACCAAACAAUCGUAUCGUUCUUUCAAUGUUACUAUCCCAAGUGCCGAUCUGAAAAUUGUACUGAACACGGAUGUGUGGCCAAAAGGUAUAACGAUACGUCCUUUUCGUCCCUCACGUCAGGCAAAACCGCGCCUCCGUGCAGCGCAAUCUAACGGAAACAGUGGGUCUGCGCAUAGUACCAGACCUCCCUUUCGACAAGGAUUCCGCUCACAGCACUGGAGCCGUCGAAAACCACACCAAAACAGGGACCAGAGUCAAUACCACCCGAGACGCACAGACCGUAACAGAGACUAUUCCGAACCAAACCAAUAUGAACGAUCAGACGAUCAGCAAUGGAGUCCGGAGAGGUACGAGUACCGGUCCCACUUCGAUGGAUACGGGGACUACUAACUCAUAUAACCUAAACUUCAGAUGUGAGUCAUAUAACUGCAAAGGAUUCAAGCAGUCUGGCGAUUAUAUAACUGAACGAUUGAAAUCUGUUGAUAUCCUAUGUCUGAGUGUGACAUGGUUUGAGACCUGGUGAGCUACACUUAGUUGAUGAAGUGUUAAGUCAUAUUGACUGGGCCAAGUUCAAGGUAUUUUCUAAAUCUGGGAUGGCGGAUGCCGGUCCAGAGUACAAAGGUCGGCCCUAUGGUGGUGUCUCAAUUAUCUGUGGUAACAGUAAAAGGUGUAAUUUCUUUGAAAUUGAAACUGCAAAUCCACGUACAAUAGCGGUAGGCAUUAGAGAUAACAGUGGAGCAUUGAAACAUAUUGUUGUGAAUGUUUACAUGCCUUACUAUGGUGGUACGAAUAGGAACCAAACAGACGACUACAUCGAUUGUUUAGACGUCUACAAAGUUUUAUUGACAAAUACGCACAAGUGUGUCCGAUCAAAAUGAUGGGUGCCUAUAAUGCACAGCUCCCACGUUCAAGUCAGAUAAGUAAGAAUUGGCAAAGGGCUAAUGGUUUUAAUAGGCAUAGCCUACUUUUAUAUGAUUUUACGGUGGCCAAUAACCUUUGUGUUUUAGAUCUUGAUUAUGAGCAAGCAGUACAACAUGCAUACUUCUGCAUCAAGCGUAAUGUUUUUACUUCGAUUGACCAUGCAUUGACGACUGCGAAUGGAAAGGAAAGUGUUGCAAAAUGUAAAAUUGUACCACUGCAAAAAGGUAAUGUGAGUGACCACCUCCCUGUCCAAGUUACUUUCACUGUUGAAUGUGCCAUGAAAUGUACUAAACAGAAUGCACCCGGGUCCAUCGAUGGUCUGAACAACUACCCCAGGGCAUCCUGGGGGCAUAGUGAGAACAAUGAAUCUUAUAGAGUAGCACUCGAAGCUAAGUUGGCAACGUUGCCACUGCAAGACCUCUCUGUCCACACAAGUCGAGAUGCAGCAGAGAAAUUAGUAAAUGAACAGAUUGCAAGUGUUAACUCGGCCAUACAUGAAGCAUGUGAUGUAACUCGGUGUGUCAAACAAAAUAAUUGUAAACCUAGACGGUUUUCGUGUCCAGAGUUGGGCUUAUUGAAACAUAGAAAAGGUUCUGGUGGAACCUUUAGAAGCUUGAUAGACCAAGGUCUGGUUCAGUGUAUGAGUGUUGGAAAGCUGUGAAGAAAACAUUCCGCAGGGUGUCGCGUCAAAAGCUAAACAACAUUGAACAAGUGAAAAACCAAAGGUAAAACACCUUGUUUAAGAAUCGUAAAAUGGGUGCCUUUUGGAAUGGCCUGAAGCAGAAAAAGAAGGACAAAGUUGACUCAACCAUUCAUGCCAAUGAUUUUGGAGAGUACUACAGUAAAAUAAUGCAGAAUUCUACCCCAUACACUCAAUCUCAACAAAAAGUUGUGAAUACUGUUAAUGAAAGGUAUAAUGAUUUAUCAAAUGGCAAUUCUUUUGACUGUUGUGUGCGCUCUGAAGCUGUGAAAGAAAUGAUUCUAUCUCUUCCGAAGAACAAAUCUGCUGGCUGUGAUGGGAUAACAUCAGAACAUUUACUGUAUGGUUUAUCCGAUACACUGUGUAAUCGAUUAGCCAAUAUAUGGUUUUAUCCUGGGGAGUUGUGCCAAAUGUAUUUUGCCUAGGUGUAAUAGUGCCUGUCCUUAAAAAGAAUACCUUGGACCCGAAUUGUCCAAAUAACUAUCGACCUAUAACAGUCAGCUCUUUACAUAUUAAUAUAGUGGAAGGCUUUAUGGUUCCAGUUGAUGAAUCUAAUGAUAAUCAGUUUGGUUUUAAAAAGGGCAACGGUGUCGAAUUUGGAUGUGCUCUUUUGCACGACAUUGCCUCAGUUGUUAAUCACUGUAAAUCCCCUCUAUUUGUCUGUGCACUUGACACAGAGAAAUGCUUUGAUAGCAUUUGGCAUGAAGGCUUAUUUUUCAAAUUGCUUGAUAAGAUCCCUGAGUGUCACUGGUUUCUUUUAUAAAAUUGGUAUAGCAGAUUAUCGGCUACAGUUAAAUGGUAUUACCUCUUUAAAAUUUUCUUGAAUGAUAUGUUAUCACUUGUUUCCAAAACUAAGAGAGGCGUUUGUAUUGAUGACGAAGAGUAUACUUCUAUAGCGUUUGCAGAUGAUGUCACUCUGUUUAGUUUAACUACUACUGGAUUACAGGCACUUGUUGAUGUCUGCGUAAACUAUUCCAUUGAAUGGCGUUUCAAAUUCAAUACUGUAAAAUCGCAGUGUUUGAUUAUUGGGAAACAUGAUUUCAAGGAGGAUCCAAGUUGGUUAAUGUAUGGCACUCCUCUCCAGAACUGUAAACAGCUGGAUGUGUUAGGAGUGCGAUUUAAUAAUAAUGGUUUUGGCAAAGGUUGAUCAAAGGUUAAGGAAAUGUAGAGGAGCUUUUUAUGCCAAUACUGAGAAUGGUUUGUGUUACCCUGGACUGUUGACUGAAGCGAAGGUGUAUCUUUAGUGCACACUGUGCGGCCCUAUCUUAAUAUUUGGGUGUGACACUCUAUGUGUGACUAACGGUCAAAUCAGUAACAUGAAUGUACUACAGGGCAACCUGAUUAAACAAAAUUUAGGCCUUAGUAGAAGAUGCCGGACGACAUACUUGUUAAGAGCCUUGGGCAUCCCAAAUAUAUCGGACCUAUUACUACAAAGACAAUGUAACCUGUUUAGACGCAUGGUGCGGAUUGAAUCUACUUGCUCAAGGUUUUAUCGGACCCUUCUGUCCAGAUCUACUUUAACUGGUGCUGCCUGCCCCAGAACGUUGCUGGAGCGUAUUCUAAAAGCGGGCGUUUCCCCAGUGGACAUUUUAUUUAACUGGGGUGGGGAGGAGAGAGCGAGAGAGCCCGCGCCCAUGUCUGACGGAGUCGUAGACUCUCUUCGAUCUCUCAUCCGCUCCCCUACUUACAAUGAUGGGGGCACUGAGUUGGCCCUGACCAGGCUCUUACUGAAGAGUUUUUAAAUUUCAUUAUAUAUAUUUUAUGUAUAUGGCCCUGACCAGGCCUUUGCUCAAGUGAUUUUAAUUUACUAUACUAUGUACUGAUAAGUUUAAACUACUAUGUACUGUCUUUGAAUGUACUUGUAUAUUUCUUUUCCCCAAUUAUGGGGGUGCUAUAAAUAUUAUUAUCAAUUAAAUAAUUACACAGGCCUGGGCUCAA
This is a messenger RNA of Lineus longissimus, 5276 nucleotides long. Its product is annotated as glutathione synthetase-like. Gene Ontology annotation, cellular component: cytosol. Gene Ontology annotation, molecular function: glutathione synthase activity; glutathione binding; ATP binding. The record is from RefSeq and is a predicted model, not a curated record. Bases 86 to 1528 code for a protein of 480 amino acids. The transcript is spliced from 10 exons. NCBI's taxonomy places the organism in Eukaryota, Metazoa, Nemertea, Pilidiophora, Heteronemertea, Lineidae. Gene Ontology annotation, biological process: glutathione biosynthetic process.